Molecule: messenger RNA, 2253 nt
Organism: Drosophila elegans
Lineage: Eukaryota; Metazoa; Arthropoda; Insecta; Diptera; Drosophilidae
Gene: eIF2Bepsilon
Product: translation initiation factor eIF-2B subunit epsilon
Exons: 5
Coding region: 92-2116 (674 amino acids)
Cellular component (GO): eukaryotic translation initiation factor 2B complex
Molecular function (GO): guanyl-nucleotide exchange factor activity; translation initiation factor binding; translation initiation factor activity
Source: RefSeq, a predicted model, not a curated record
CACACCGAUUGCCGCAACAAAAAAAGAACAACAACGACGAGCGUGGUGUGGGGGAAACUGCUCCCCGAAACUAAGACCAAACCGAAAUAAAAUGGCCCAAUUUGAAAAGGAAAUUGUGCAGGCAGUGCUGAUAGCCGACAACAAUGUGUGGAACUUCAAGCCCCUCUCGGAUGAGGGUUCCACGGCUCUGCUGCCACUGGUCAAUGUGAGGAUGCUGGACUACGCUUUAAUCGCCUUGAAUCGCAGCGGGGUGGAGGAGGUGUUUGUGUACGCCAGCCUUUAUCUGCAGAACAUCCGGGAUCACAUCAAAGCUGGCAUAGCCACGUAUGCUUCCUGGUCCUUUAAAAUGACCGUCCAUGUGAUUGGCGGCGAGGGCUGUCGCUGUUUCGGCGAUGCCAUGCGAGAUCUGGACGCCAAGGCUCUGAUCCGCGGCAAUUUUAUACUGCUGGGCGCCGAUACGGUCACGAAUGCCGAUCUGCGUCCGGUGCUGGAGCAGCACAAGCGGCAGGCCAAGUUCGACAAGGGCACCGCCGCCACGCUGGUGUUUAAGGAGUGCUCCAAUAACGUGCGCACUGGGAACGAGCUCCUCAUUGCCGUGGAUCGCCGCAACGAUCGCCUGCAUUACCACCAGCGGCUGAGGAUGCACCAGAAGGAGCCGCGCUACCAAAUACCGCUGGACGUCUUCCUGGGCAACUCGUGUGUGGCGCUGCACCACAACCUUUUGGAUCCACAAAUUGCCAUUGGUUCCCCGUCGAUGCUGUCGCUUUUCAGUGACAACUUUGACUUCCAGACGCGGGAUGACUUUGUGCGUGGCCUGCUGAUCAACGAGGAGCUGCUCGAUAGCCGGAUAUAUGUGGCUCUGCUCCCGGCUGCCCAGUAUGCGCACAAGGUGAACAACUGGCCGGCCUACCAGCUGGUCAGCCGGGACAUCAUCAACCGGUGGGCCUACCCGCUCGUCCCGGACAUGGGCGUUUACAAGCUGCAGCAGCAGUAUGUCUUCCACAAGGACAACAUCUACAAGAGCCCGGGGGCGCAUGUGUCCAAGGUGGCGCUGCAGCAGAACGUGGUCAUCCAGGCGGGCAGCCGGGUAGAUAGUGGUUCGGUCAUCAGCGACAGUGUGAUUGGAGCCAACUGCCGCAUCGGUAAGAACUGCCGGCUGAGCAACGUGUUCCUCAUGGCCGAUGUCACCGUAAAGGACAACUGCCGGCUGGAGCAUAGUGUGGUGGGUGCGGGCGCCACCAUUAACGAGGAUUGCGAUGUGAGCGCAGGCUGUGUUUUGGGAGCAAAUAGCGUGCUGCCAGCCCAGACAAAGCUUUCCAAGACUCUCGUCACUAGCACGCCCAACACACAGCGCAGUGAGGAGGAUGCGCUCGCAAUGGAGCUGGAGUCCAUUGGGCCACAUGCCUACAUUGUCAGCGACCUGACCACCGGUGAUCCCGAGGACUCGGAUGGCGAGGAUUUCCUGCCUCAGCAACCGCUGAGCAUACCCAAAAUGGGCGACCUGCUGGCUCCGCUGGACGAGAUCAGCUAUUGCACUGACCUCAGCGACGACGACGAGGAUGCCUCGCGAGCGGUGACGCCUCUGCCCGAUGACACAAAUAUUUUCCUGGGCGAGGUGAUCGACUCCCUGACGCGUGGUUUUCGCGAAAAGUCCAAUCCCGACUUUCUUAUCCUCGAAAUCAACUCCUCGCGCUAUGCCUACAAUAUGUCACUCAAGGAAGUUAACUUCAAUGUGGUAAAGGCUGUGUUCGGCAUGCAGAGCAUCCUGGACCCGGUGAAUAACAAUGUUCUGGUGGCCAUAAAUGCUGCCUUUAAACAACUGGGACCUGUGGUCUCCAACUACAUUAAGAGCGAGGAUGCCAUGCUCGAUUGCCUCAAGGCGCUGGAGGAUGUGUACGAGGAGAAUCCUCUGGUGCGGGAGAAGAUCUCGCAGAUUGUGCACUACUUGUACGACAAGGACUUCGUUUCUGAGGAUGCCAUCCAGGCCUGGUUCGAGCAGUUGGACGAGGAGGAGCAUGCGCAUCUGCGCCAGAGCCUGGCGAAGCUUGUGGCCUGGCUGAAUCAGUCCAGUGAAGAGGAGGAUGACGACGACGAUGAUGAGGAGGAAGAGGAUUAGGAAGCAACGACGCCCGCUCACGUUUUUCACUUUUUUUAAACAACUUUCGAAGAAUUUUCUCUUCUAGCUUUUAAAUGCCGAACCAUGAAAUGGUUCACCCAAAAAAAAGAUGAAAUAAAAACAGGAUUAAUCCAAAA